GCGUGUUUGUUUACGGACGUUGCAACGUCAUCAACCAGUAUAACGAAGCGCUGGUUUUCUCCCGGGCUGGUUCACUGAAUAGUCGCCGGCCGAUAGAAACACAGCGAGGGUCCAAGAUCUGCAGAAGGUGUGUACCUCUGUGAAACCUCUGCUUGAGAUUCAUCACUUUGACAACAGAGAACUCCAGCUUUUCCUGAACAUCUCAACUUAGUUCUAAUACUACAUUCAGUCAUGGUGGAUAAAAUGGCCUCCGUAGGGCGUAUGCUGCUGCGUCGCCGUGUACUGGACUGCUCGGGGGAGGAAACCCGCUUUGCCCGUUGCUUGUCCACUCUUGACCUGGUUGCCCUGGGCGUGGGCUCCACACUUGGAGCUGGGGUGUAUGUGCUGGCUGGAGAAGUGGCAAGGGAGAAGGCUGGCCCUGCUAUCGUUCUUUGCUUCCUAGUGGCAGCCCUCUCGUCUAUGCUGGCAGGACUUUGCUAUGCAGAGUUCGGCGCUCGAGUUCCUAAGACAGGCUCAGCAUACCUCUACAGCUACGUGACGGUGGGAGAAAUCUGGGCCUUCAUUACUGGCUGGAACCUCAUUCUCUCCUACGUUAUCGGUACUGCCAGUGUGGCUCGAGCAUGGAGCUCCACGUUUGAUAACCUGAUAGAGCAAAAGAUUUCCAGCUUCUUCAAAUCUUUUAUGGCCAUGAAAGUUCCAGGCAAUGUGCUUGCUGAGUACCCAGACCUCUUCGCACUUGUUCUCAUUCUGCUACUGACUGGUCUACUUGCAUUUGGAGUGAGUGAGUCUGCGCUAGUAAACAAGAUCUUCACUGGCAUCAAUCUGGUGGUGUUGGGCUUUGUCAUCAUGUCUGGUUUUGUAAAGGGUGAUACAGCGAACUGGAACCUCACCCUCGACAAUUUUAUCAAUGAUACCAACGUCACAUCACCAGAGAAAGUGGAGAACUCAUUUGGCAGUGGAGGUUUCGCACCAUUUGGCUUCAGUGGCAUCCUGUCUGGUGCUGCCACCUGUUUCUAUGCCUUUGUGGGUUUCGACUGCAUUGCUACCACGAGUGAGGAAGCCAAGAACCCAAUGCGUUCCAUCCCAGUGGGAAUAGUGGCCUCUCUGCUCAUCUGUUUCUUUGCCUAUUUUGGUGUGUCGGCUGCGCUUACCCUCAUGAUGCCCUAUUACAAGCUCAACACUCAAAGCCCCCUGCCUGAGGCUUUCAGUUAUGUGGGUUGGGCACCAGCCCGCUACAUAGUGGCUGUGGGUUCACUCUGUGCCCUUUCAACCAGUCUGUUGGGCUCCAUGUUCCCCAUGCCACGAGUGAUCUACGCCAUGGCAGAGGACGGGCUACUGUUUCGUGCUCUCUCUAGCAUGAACAAGCGCACCAAAACUCCACUGCUGGCCACUGUGGUGUCUGGCUUUGUAGCAGCACUCAUGGCUUUCCUCUUUGACCUGGCUGCGCUGGUUGACCUCAUGUCCAUCGGGACAUUGCUGGCAUACUCUUUGGUCGCUGUGUGCGUUCUCAUUCUCAGGUACCAGCCAGGCACUCUGAACUCCUCCAGUCAGAGUGAGAAGCUGGUGGAGCUGGUCGGAGGAGAAAAGGUGGCUGUUUCUGGAGACAGUGGAGAUGAAUAUGGUCCAGACUCAGAGGAUCAUAUUCCAAGGGAGAAAUUUUCCGCAAAACUGCUCUUGGUUCCCUCCAGGGACGUUCCAACCAAGAUGUCUGGAACUAUUGUCUAUGCCACGACCGCAAUUAUCUCGGUGUUGAUUACUUUGCUGUGUGUGGUGCUGGCUGUGAAUCUGGAUGAGCUGAUGGUGGGCCAGCCCGUAUGGGUAACUGUGUGUAUCGUUUUGGCAUCGCUCUGCUUCUUCUGUGUCAUCAUCAUCUGGAGGCAGCCUGAGAGCAAGGAGGCUCUCACCUUCAAGGUGCCUUUGCUGCCCUGGCUGCCUCUGUUCAGUGUUUUUGUCAACAUCUACCUCAUGAUGCAGCUGGACCUGGCUACAUGGUGCCGCUUUGCAGUGUGGAUGGGCAUUGGUUUCCUGAUCUACUUCUUUUAUGGCAUCUGGAACAGCACAGAGGCCCUGAACAGUAACCAGCGCAAAUACGGCUCAAGCAACAAGAAUAAGAGCCCAAUCUACUUAGGAGGUGAUGAGAGCGAGGCAGAGGGGAUUUCUCCCUGAUAAAGACGAAAGCAGUUUGUCUCUUCCAUGAAGUACUACAGCUCCCUAGUGAAGACUGCAAAUUCAGUGUGACAAAUCUAAAGGUCCAGAUUCUUAAUCUAUAGGACAUUUCUCCAAAGCUUUAUUUAAACAAAACUAGAUUGCACUCACUCAUAAAAUGGAUAGAAUUAAAAAAAACAAAAACACAAAGCAGAAAUUUUACUUGACAUUGGUUAGCCUCUGCUCAUGCUUAUUAUGCAUUGUGCACCUCAAGUACAGAAAAGAUUGGUCGUGUGUGCUGUAGCUUUUGGAGCUGCUGUUGCAGUACUCUUCAGUACUGUAGAAGCCCAUGUCUGCGUAAACAGGGUAUUUGUGAGCAUGUGGCGAUUGUUGUUUACGUAAUCUCGCCAUAAUCACAUUGUCAGUUAGGACCAAGGCCUUUCAGCUCAGAGCUGCUACAAAGUCCAAAAUGGUUUCCAUCCCACCCUGUGGUCUCUGUGAAUAUGACUGUGCAACAUUAUAGUGUCCUCUUGUGGCUGAUGUACAGACUGCAACUCCAGAACAAUGCUAAAUGAUGAAAGCAGAAAUCAGUGCUGGGAUAUUUUAAGUUCCCACAUGAAAAGAAACAUAUGAUUUAAGAUUUUAUUGGCAUACUGAAAAAGAACAUGCAGAGAUCUAGCGGUAAAGCUUUUAGGCUUAUGUGUGCAGUUAAUCCAGUAUUAAGACAUAAGACUGGGCUGUGCAUUUUAGUACAUUUCAUUCAGUACAAAAACAGACAAAUCAGCAUUGGAAAACUGCAGCACUCUAGUAUAUGAUGGAUUAGUACUGUAGAAUGUCUGGGCAUGACUGUGUAGAUGUGUGUGUUGGGGUGAGUGUGUGAGAUAGUGUGUGUGUGUGUGUGUGUGUGUGUGUGUGUGUGUUUGGCAAUGGAAGACUGUCCAAUGUUAGCUUGUAUAGUAUUUCUGUCUAAUUCUGCUGUUUUUAAUGCCCUUUCUUAACCAAAUGAAGUGUCUACCAAAACAGAGUUACGCUAUAGCAGUGUUCCUACUGGAGUAUGAAGGCAUAGCCAAAAUUCAGUACUGGAAUUUUUGAAAAUGAGCAUUUUGUUAAAGGGUCCAUAUCAUAGAAAACCAGAUUUCCUUCACUUUUUUGAAAGAAAGGAUGUGUAGAUAUGUAAGUUUUCAAACUGUACCUUCCGCUUCCCGGACCAUACAGUCUAUAUAUGGAAGCAAAGCCUGUUUGGAGCUUUUUGUUUUCCUGAGGUCGUUAAAACUGAUUAAUCUAUUCUCUCAUAGUUUAAUCCCAGCAGUUUUAGCCCUGCCCACCUUCAGCCCUGCUGAAGUUAAAAGCAGUGUUGCAGCUUUUUAAAAGAGGCAUAAUACAGGGCAUACAGUCACAGACUACAGACUACUACACAGAGUUUAUUUACAUACAGUGUUAAGGGAACAGUAACAAAAACAGCCUGUAUAAUUUUGGAAAGUGAUAAAGAGAGGUUGGAAAAUUAAAUUAUGGCUGUUUUUGGUACACAAAACUACAUAAAUGUCAUAAGUGGACUUCAGAGAAAAAAUUCCAGAAAAAAAAGUAAGAUAUGGGCCCUUUAAUUGCUAUAUUAAAGCCUUAUAGACUGGAACCCAGUAGAAAAGUUGCAGCAUGCUGUGCUGCAUUAAUCUUUGGGGGUUUAAACCAGUUGUGAUAUAAUUUUUAAAAAUACUCCAGCAUAGAAACCCUGUUUUGUGAAUAUGCUCUGUUUCCUGAACCUCCUUUCUUAUUAUUUUGCUUUAUAAAACUGUAGAAUAACUGGUAAACAGUCAUUUGAAGACAUGCUGCAGUAAAACUAAAGCAAAAGUUGAAGUCCCAUGAAUUGGCUAUGAAUGGCCUUUGUAUCAUAUCUCAUGGUAUAGAUACUUGUGGUUUCCAUUGAAACUUUUUUU
This is a messenger RNA of Colossoma macropomum (tambaqui), 4076 nucleotides long. It is a transcript of the gene slc7a3a, whose product is annotated as solute carrier family 7 member 3a. Gene Ontology annotation, cellular component: plasma membrane. Gene Ontology annotation, biological process: amino acid transport; transmembrane transport. The transcript has 12 exons. Gene Ontology annotation, molecular function: amino acid transmembrane transporter activity. The record is from RefSeq and is a predicted model, not a curated record. The coding region runs from base 232 to 2166 and encodes 644 amino acids. Lineage: Eukaryota; Metazoa; Chordata; Actinopteri; Characiformes; Serrasalmidae.